Molecule: messenger RNA, 4588 nt
Organism: Striga asiatica
Lineage: Eukaryota; Viridiplantae; Streptophyta; Magnoliopsida; Lamiales; Orobanchaceae
Source: the annotation of a GenBank genome assembly
CAAAUUUCGAAAAUUCUGCUCAUAAUGGCUGACGGCUCCAUAGUCGAAGCUCGAGGCACAACAACUCCGGAAUAAGAAUAGAAAGCUAUUCCUUCUCUUCCUAUCCAUUUCUUCUCCACCAAUGGCGAGGAAGAGAGAGAGAGUUCCGGAGGUCCUCUGGAGAUUGUUUCGCACCCGUGCUCGGCCGCUAGUCGACACCAUCCUUGCCUUAAUACCUCCGCCGGCGGACGCCGAGUGCCGCUGCCCGCUUGGCCGCUGCCUCGCCUGCAGCGGCGAUGAAGCCAUGUCGUUCCUCGUCGGACCUGGCGACUCCGCUGACUACCGUAAGCUCCUGACGGGAUGCUUCGUCGUUGUUUCCGAAAAUGCCCCUCCCAUUCCUCCCGUCUUCGACCCUCACUGCCGCUGGUCGCAACGCGAGAUUGUCAGAAGAUCCAUUGAAAUGAUAAUGCAAGAACAAGCGUCCUCUUUGAAUCUGAUCUGCUGCAGUUAUGAUAAAAGCAGCCGCUCAAGUGCCGUGGUUGACACGUUGACCUCUUUAAAGUGGUCUAUCCUACUAAAGAGGGUUGGUGAUGCUCUAAUGAUGUAUUUGUUGAAGUACACUUCAAUAUUUCUACCACUGCGACACAAGAAGUUUUAUCAGAUUGUUGGUUUCCCUAUCAGUGAUUUGUGCGGUAAAAUCUCAAGGCGCACGCCAGACUCCAAAUCUCAGCUUUGUUCACAUGUUUCUGAAGGAUCUAGGAAAAAGACGAAAAGGGUUGAAGGAAUUGAGCCAGCCACAGGGAAAGAGCUAUCGACACUUUCUCCGAAUUUGGAGCCUUCUUCAAACCCAAUUACGAUUUUUGCAGGUUCUUGUUUUUCUCAAGAAGAAUCUCCUCACAACAAACGUGAGAGAAGUUUGAAAGAAGAUACUGCUAGACCUAAGAAGCGUAAGAGAGAAUUCAGUUGGCAGAGGCAAAGGAAACAUAAGCAGUUGGUUGUUCAAGAAAAGCAAUCUUUGAUUCCGUAUGGAGAAAAUUGUUGCAACACUGAUAACUUAUCCAGUGGGCUCCUGAAAGAUGAGCGUGCAAGUUCAUGUCAGACUCGUGUGGCUAUCAAUUCUCGUUGCUUUUGUUGUUCAGUUUUCCAAAAUGCACCAAAGAUGAAGCGAAACGCUGAGAUUGCUAGACAAAACAUAUUUUAUAAGUUAGAAGAUUCUACAUCAAUGCUGCCAAGGAAACGUAUCCUCAUUGACAUACUGUACACUGUAAAGCCCAAUGGCUGUGGAGCUUCUGUCCUGUUCAAUAAUAUAUUCAGAUCAUUUGGCAUGAAUAAUCAUCCUGGGAUUACGCCAUGUCUUCACAGAAAAGAUAAUUGCCCCGUUUUAUCCACCUGUUUAUAUCAUUCCCUGACUAAGCUACUCAAAAAUCUCAUUCGUGAGACUCAAAAUUGCCGAUAUUUGAAGCUUUUAGACAAGCACUGUCCUAUGGGAUCCUCAUAUGAAGACACGAAUAGGGAUACGAGCACUAGGUUUAAGGGAAAUAACCCACGGUCAAUCUUAUCUAUGAGAAAACAGAAUGGGGUUCAACCUGAUGGAAACUGGUUUAGUGUUUCUAAUGCCAAAAAUAGCAGGAUGACACAUUUUGAUAUCGAUCAGAAAGAGCGGGUUGAAUAUCGCUGUCCCAAAAAACAGGUGGUAUCAUUUGUAUGGGCAAUUUGUCGGAGAAUAGUCCCCGUGCCUUUGCUUGGAGAACCUUCUAACUGGAGGGUUUUGCGGAAAAACAUCUCAAGAUUUAUCCAGCUGCGAAAAUUUGAGAAAUUCUCCUUAAAGGAAUGCAUCUAUAAAUUAAAAAUAUCAAAAUUUCCUUUAUUGUCAGUUAAACACGUUGGGGAUAGGCUCAAUGGAUGCAGUCAGCUUGGUAUCACAGAUGUUGCUCGACAUGCAAUUUUUCAAUGCUGGAUGUUUUGGUUUUUUUCAUGUCUAGUGUCACCAUUGGUUCAGGCUCACUUUUAUGUCACUGAAAGCGAGCAUGGAAAACAAGAGGUACAAUAUUACCGAAAAUCCACUUGGGUGAAACUGAUAAAAGAAGCUGAAUGCUUGAAGGACGGGAGGUUCUGCCAGCUGGAUCACACAUCUGUUGAGAAAAUAAUCAGGAACAGAUCAUUUGGUUUCUCCAGGGCCAGACUUCGUCCCAAGCUAAAUGGAUUCCGAAUGCUGACAAAUCUUCAAGCACCAUCAAGAAUGAGUGUGGACCCUCCAAGAAAUCCCUCCAAUCAAAAGCUGUUGAGACUAGCAUUGCCUGACCGUAGGGCAAAGUGUCGGUUUUUCAAGUCUGUGAACAGCAUCCUUCAGGAUCUGCACGUGGUUUUAAAAGGUUUAUGGAUAAAGGAACCAGUGAAGUUGGGUUCAUCAGUUUUUGAUUACAAUGACGUCUACCGAAAGCUAGUGCCUUUCUUAUUUCAUUUAAAAAAUGGGUCGACUAGAAUGCCUAGCAUGUUCCUUGUGGUUUCAGACGUGUCAAAAGCUUUUGACUCCAUUGAUCAAGAUAAACUGCUCAGUGUGAUGAAUGAUGUUGUAUUGGAAAAUGAGUAUGAUUUGGAGAAAUUUACUCAGGUUAUCUGCACAAAGAAAUCUUUGAAGGUCCACCUGCAUGUGACUUUAGCAAAUGGAGAUAAUAUUGGCGAGUUCGGUAAAAUCACUCCACGACUCCCUGCCCAGGCAUUGGAUUCUGUUCUUAUUAAAAAGGGACUGAGCAGAAACAUAAGGAAAGAUAAAAUCCUUGGAAUUCUAAAAGAGCACAUUACGCGCAAUGUAGUUCAACUCCACAAUAACUUUUUUCUGCAAAACGUCGGCAUACCUCAAGGCAGUGUCUUGUCUUCUUUGCUCUGUUCAUUCUAUUAUGGACACAUGGAGAGGAAUGUGGUAUUUCCAUUUCUCGAGAAAGUCACCGAGGGCCCAUCUGGAGAACUCGAUACUUCUGGCAUUUCUGUUUCAAAAGGAAUUCUUUCCAAAAGAGCUGCCACAUGUGGACCUUCAUACCUUCUGCUUAGGUUCAUUGACGACUUCCUCUUCGUAUCAACUUCAAAAAGGCAGGCUUCAAUGUUCUUCUACCAGCUGGGAUGUGGAGUUCGUGAAUACAACUGCUCCAUGAAUGAGGAGAAAUACGGUUUAAACUUUGACAUUAAUGGUAGUCAACAAUGCCGAUCAAACAGGCUGCACGUCGGUAAAGAUGGUGUUUCAUACCUCCGAUGGAGUGGGCUGCUCGUUAAUUGCUCCACAUUAGAAAUUCAAGCGGACUACACAAGGUAUCAGAGUACUCAUUUGAGCUCCACUCUAACCGUAAGCUGCCGAGGACAAGUAGGCCAACAGCUGAAGUCAAAGCUUCGUUGUUACCUGCGGCCUAAAUGCCACCCUAUAUUCUACAAUUCUAACAUCAAUUCCCCUAGAGUUGUCAGACUCAAUAUCUAUCAAGUAUUUCUGCUUUGUGCCAUGAAAUUCGUAUGUUAUGUUAAAAACUUGUCAAUUCUACCAAGGCUCAGUCCACAAUUCCACUUUAAUGCCAUUGACUCGUCUUUGAGGUACAUGAACCGGCUCAUAAAAAAAAAGAUGUAUUCUUUUGACAUUGAAACUGCCUUUCGUCCUAAAUACAAUGUGAAAAAGAAGGAAAUUGUGUGGCUUGGACUGUACGCCUACUGUCGGGUGCUCGGGAAAAAGCAAUCAGGGUACAAGGAGUUGCUUUCUUUGUUGAGGUCUAAGUUGAAGUCUUAUGGGAAGGUAAAAAACAUGUCGACCCAGCUCAAGUAUGCCAUUGAUGAUGCACAUUCAUCAGUACUUUGGAGCAUCAACCACAUUUGUGGAGGAGCUCAAAUAUUUCCUAUUAAUGGAUUCAAAGUCGACACAAGUAGCCAUGAUAGAGAUGUGUGGGAGUUGAGGUGGCAUGGGGAUGCCGCUUGGGAAUGUCCCCAGUUUGUCGAGCCCACAUUCAAUCUAAACUUUGAAGGGGUGCAAUGUGAUGUGAAUGCGUUGCAAGGGAAAGUGGUGGAUAAUCGAGUAGAGAUGCCCAAAAAGAGGGUAGUUGAUGAAGUUGACAAUGAGGAGGAUGAGGUUGAAUGGAACAAAGUGGUAGAGGCAAUGAAAGGUAAGGAAGUGAUGGCCGAGAAGGAGAACACGGUAAAGAUGUUCCGGCAUAUGUUCCAUUUUUCAAAGAGUUGGUGUACGAGGAAGAGGUUUGAAGACAAUGAAAAGGUUUUGAUAUCAGAGGUUGCAUUGACAACAAUCCCUCAACAAGAGUGCGGCCUCAGUGGCUUUGUUAGCAAGAUCAGAAUGGGGAAUGGGAAAGAGACAACCACCAUGCUCGAUUUUGGCGAUAGUAUAAAUCUUAUGUCGUACUCAAUUUUUAUGCAACUCGGGUUAGAAAGCCUCAUAGUUCCGAUGGCUUUUGUAGUUCUUUAUGUUGGAAAGGUGCCAAACACCGGGAAUGAUCAUACAAUCCUCCUUGUCCGUCCAUUCAUGGCCACGACAAACACUCUCAUCAAUGUCAGGGAUGGUUGUGUGACUCUGUCGGUCUUAGGAGAUACGAUCAACUUCUCCAUGAACGAUGCUAUGAUUUAG